Messenger RNA from Lachancea lanzarotensis, 1731 nucleotides. Its product is annotated as LALA0S02e10814g1_1. Lineage: Eukaryota; Fungi; Ascomycota; Saccharomycetes; Saccharomycetales; Saccharomycetaceae. Gene Ontology annotation, molecular function: identical protein binding; CTP synthase activity. Gene Ontology annotation, cellular component: cytoplasm; cytoophidium. The transcript has a single exon. The coding region runs from base 1 to 1731 and encodes 576 amino acids. Gene Ontology annotation, biological process: CTP biosynthetic process; pyrimidine nucleobase biosynthetic process. The record is from RefSeq and is a predicted model, not a curated record.
AUGAAGUACGUUAUAGUGUCCGGUGGUGUAAUUUCAGGAAUCGGAAAAGGUGUGUUAGCGUCCUCGACCGGGAUGUUGCUCAAAACGCUUGGCUUGCGAGUGACAUCCAUCAAGAUUGACCCAUACAUGAAUAUCGAUGCUGGGACAAUGUCCCCGCUGGAACACGGAGAAUGCUUUGUCCUGAACGACGGAGGAGAAACAGACUUGGAUCUGGGCAACUACGAACGUUACCUAGGUGUCACUUUGACCAAGGACCACAAUAUCACAACCGGUAAAAUGUACUCGCACGUCAUCUCUCGCGAACGUAAGGGCGAUUAUCUGGGCAAAACCGUGCAAGUGGUUCCGCAUUUGACCGAUGCGAUCCAGGACUGGAUCGAACGGGUGGCUAAAGUGCCAGUGGACGACUCUGGUAAGGAACCUGACGUUUGUAUCAUUGAACUGGGUGGAACUGUGGGUGACAUCGAAAGUGCGCCUUUCGUAGAAGCCCUCAGACAGUUCCAGUUCCGUGUGGGCAAAGAAAACUUCUCGCUCAUCCAUGUGUCGUUGGUUCCCGUUAUUCACGGCGAGCAGAAAACGAAACCCACUCAGGCUGCUAUCAAAGACCUCCGUUCGCUAGGUUUGAACCCAGAUAUGAUCGCAUGCCGUUGCUCCGAGAAGUUGGACGACCCAACUAUCAACAAGAUCGCCAUGUUCUGUCAUGUGGGUCCUGAACAAGUCGUGAACGUACACGACGUUAACUCGACUUACCAUGUUCCGCUAUUGCUGUUGCAACAGAAAAUGAUUGACUACCUUUGCAAACGUUUGAAGCUCGACGACUUGACUUUGAACGCUGACGAGAAGAAGCGCGGUGACAGUCUGCUACGCAGAUGGAAAGACCUCACAACCUCGAUCGACGAGUCUUUCGAGUGCGUCAAGAUCGCAUUGGUGGGCAAAUACACCAACUUGAAAGAUUCGUAUUUGUCGGUUAUUAAGUCAUUGGAACACUCGAGCAUGAAGUGUCGCCGUAGGCUAGAAAUCGUUUGGGUUGAAGCAUCCGAUUUGGAACCUGAGACCAACGAGACUGAAAAGGGCAAAUUCCAUACCGCAUGGAAUAAGUUGAGCUCAGCAGACGGAAUCUUGGUUCCAGGUGGAUUUGGACUCAGAGGUGUUGAAGGAAUGAUUUUGGCUGCCAAAUGGGCUCGUGAGAACAACAUUCCCUACCUAGGUGUUUGUUUGGGUCUGCAAGUGGCCACUUUGGAAUUUGCUCGUAAUGUUUUGGGCAAAAAGGAUAUAACAUCUGCGGAAUUCGACCCAGAUUGUCCCGAGGAGAACCAAGGUGUUGUGUACAUGCCUGAAAUUGACAAGGAAAACAUGGGAGGAACUAUGCGUCUUGGAUUGAGACCUACGAUUUUCCAAUUAGACUCUGAAUGGUCUAAGAUCCGCAAAUUGUACGACGAUGCCAGUGAGGUUCAUGAAAGACAUCGUCACCGUUACGAGGUCAACCCUAAAUUGGUUCCCGAACUAGAAGAGCAUGGAUUCAUGUUUGUCGGAAGAGACGAAACGGGCCAGAGAUGCGAGAUUCUAGAACUACGCAACCAUCCUUACUUUGUGGCUACUCAAUAUCAUCCAGAGUACAUGUCAAAGGUUUUGGAUCCAUCGCAACCUUUCUUGGGACUGAUAGCCGCGUCCGCUGGCGUCUUAGACAAGCUCAUGGCCGAGGAAAGGAACCCACAAGAGCGUGCCGAGUUUUAA